This is a messenger RNA of Ictalurus furcatus (blue catfish), 1416 nucleotides long. RefSeq names its product tripartite motif-containing protein 16-like. NCBI's taxonomy places the organism in Eukaryota, Metazoa, Chordata, Actinopteri, Siluriformes, Ictaluridae. Gene Ontology annotation, molecular function: protein binding. The transcript is spliced from 3 exons. The record is from RefSeq and is a predicted model, not a curated record. Bases 675 to 1244 code for a protein of 189 amino acids.
GGUCUUAAUCGGGUUAAGAGUGGAUUAUUGUUGUCCAUGUAAACGCAGUCAUUGUCAGGCAGACAGCAGCGUUGAAUGCAAGUGUAAGUUUUCUUUAUUAUUAAACCAGGCAAAUAAUCUAAAAACACAAAUUCAUAAGAGAGGUCAAAUACAGGCAGGUGAUCACCAAACAGGCUUAACAAAGGUAAACACGAAGAGCAGCUAAACUGGCUUGGAAUCACCGUUAGUGAAAAUGCUAGGAGCAUGAAUGAAAGUACAGGCUAUUUAUAGUUUAAAAGUGUUUGUGCACAGGUUUGGGUACUUAGUCCACUGAGCUUUUUCAUGUUUCAUUGAGUUUUGUAGUCUGCGGUGCUGAUGGGAAAUGGAGUUGGAUUGUUCGACUAUGUUGUACUGUAGCAGUGCGUUCUGUUAGCUGGAGUCCGUGAACAAAUUUACUGGACUUUUCAAAACUGGACUAAUUUAAAUUCUCCUCCUCCGUGUUUUUUUCUUUCAUUAUGUAGCGUUUCCAGUCUCUGUGUGCCGCUUCUGGACAAGACGACUCACCCAGCAUCUCCGUCAAUUAACAUCUCACAUUCUAUGGAGUGAGGAAAUCUCUCUCUGAUUUGAAAAAGAGACUCGAGAAAUUCUGCCAGAAGGAAUUCAUCAAACUCCCUGAACAUGCUGCAGUAGUUCAGAUGAUCUUACCCCCACAGAGCAGAGAAGAUUUGCUGAAGUAUUUCUGUACAUUGACAUUGGAUCCCAAUACAGGACACCGUUCCCUUAUUCUGUCUGAGAAGAACAGAGUAGUGACGCGUAAUGAGAAAGCCCAGAGAAUCUCUGAUCAUCCUGAUAGAUUUGACAAUUAUGCUCAGGUGUUGAGUAAGGAGAGUGUGUGUGGAUGCUGUUACUGGGAGGUGGAGUGGAAAAGUGAGGACUCUGUGUACAUAUCGGUCUCUUAUAAAGAUAUUAACAGGAAGGGGUGGGGUAAUGAGUGCCUGUUUGGACGCAACAAGCAGUCCUGGACUCUGGUGUGUUCAUCUUCCACUCUAUCUUUCUGGCACAAUAAUUUGGAGACUGAUCUUGGAGGUCCACCAUCCUCCAGAAUAGGAGUGUAUGUGGAUCAUGGUGCAGGAACCCUGUCCUUCUACAGUGUCUCUGACACGAUGAAGUUCCUCUAUAGAGUCCACACCACAUUCACUCAGCCCCUAUAUGCUGGGUUCAGGAUCUGGGAUUCUGGAACCGUGAGGUUAUGUGACUCAAAAUAAAGCAUCUGUGGUGCAAUCUGGUUAAACUUAAGAAGCUAAACUAUUCAUAGAUAUUGUCCGAUUAUUCAUCUAUACAUUAUAUAUAUGUAUGUAUUAUUUUAAAAUAGAAAAAAGGAUAGGAAAGUACUAGGCUUGUGUGUGGGAACGAAAACACUAGGUUUAACACUAAUCG